Penaeus chinensis is the source of this 1831-nucleotide messenger RNA. RefSeq names its product phenoloxidase-activating factor 1-like. NCBI's taxonomy places the organism in Eukaryota, Metazoa, Arthropoda, Malacostraca, Decapoda, Penaeidae. The coding region runs from base 20 to 1441 and encodes 473 amino acids. Gene Ontology annotation, molecular function: serine-type endopeptidase activity. The record is from RefSeq and is a predicted model, not a curated record. The transcript is spliced from 9 exons. Gene Ontology annotation, biological process: proteolysis.
CUCAUCCCACUACCACAGGAUGCGUGUUUGCAACGUUGCUAUGGUAGCGUCACUAUUACUUCUCGGUUUGGCAACGCCGGUGGAGGCGCAGCACAGCCGUCGUCGUAUUCGAGCAAUAAAGUGCGAUGCUGAGUCUUUCUGCAUCCCGCUCAGCAGCUGUCGAGCUCAGGAGUUCUGUCGCCCUCUCAAAGACUGCGAUGAGGUUAGAGAACUCCUGGCACGUCCUGACCGAGAGAGUGCCAUGCGGUCUGGUUGUUUCAUUAAGAAGCCUAGAUAUAUAUGGGUAUGUUGUGGUCAGCUGCAUACCAGACAGACGCUUCGAGACCUCCCUAGGCGACCAGUUUCACUCUCAGUAAACAUAACACAGAAAGAACCUGCAGGGCAGCAUCGAUAUACACCACCAGCAAGGCCUAGACCCACUGCACCUACAGCACCAACACCACCCACGCCGCCUACACCACCUACACCACCCACUCCGCCUACACCACCUACUGCCCCUACACCGCCCACUGCACCCACUGCCCCUACACCACCUACUGCCCCUACACCACCUACUGCACCCACUGCCCCUACACCACCUACUGCCCCUACACCGCCUACUGCACCCACUGCCCCUACACUACCUACUGCACCUUCACCGUCACAAGAACCAUUCACCGUAGCCUCUUUCACGUCCCCUUCUAUCGCCUCCAACGAAAAUCUUCUACCCGCUAUAUGCUCCGUGCGGAUCCACGGCGGACACAACGCGCGCCACGAGGACCACCCGUGGAUUGCUGCUCUCGGAUACGUCGAUUCGAACGGUGAAUGGGUCGGAUGGAAUUGUGGAGGGGUGCUUAUUAACCGAAGAUACAUUAUCACCGCCGCCCAUUGCUUGCAUAACCGCUACUUGAACGGUUCAGUACUCACUACCAUUCGCCUCGGAACUGCAUACUUAGAUCAGGAUUCCCAAGAACACCAGUCCUUCAGACCGGAAACUACUGUCCUCCAUCCGAACUUCAACAAAUUGGAGCAUAAUGAUAUAGCCCUGGUUAGACUAAACAGGAAUGUCGACCUUACCGGUGUUUAUCCGGUCUGCCUUCCCUCAUUCAGAAUGAACCUCGAGGUGGAGUUCAAAAAGCAAAUGCCAGUGGCGGUUGGCUGGGGUGCCACGAAAUAUGCCAGGAGUACAUCCGUCCUUCAGGAAGUACGCCUGCCCCUCGUCCCUCUAGCGAAAUGCAGGGAUGCCUACCCGGGUUUCUAUCUGGUGGAAGAACAAAUCUGUUUCGGUGGACUCUCCGGCAGAGGAACAUGCAAGGGAGAUUCUGGGGCCCCAUUAGUGUAUGAGGAGACCCUCAUUGGGUUGUUAUCCAAAGGAGGAGCAUGUGCCGCGGCUGGACAACCUGACGUCUUCACAAGAGUGGACUCCUACGUGGAGUGGAUCAAGGAGAACCUCAGGCCGUGAGAGAGAGAGAGAGAGAGAGAGAGAGAGAGAGAGAGAGAGAGAGAGAGAGAGAGAGAGAGAGAGAGAGAGAGAGAGAGAGAGACUCUAAAGCCUAGUUCAGGCCAAGAUACACUGUAUCGAUACAGUUGGGUAUUACAUAAUGUCUCGUGUGUGUGUGUGUGUGUGUGUGUGUGUGUGUGUGUGUGUGUGCGCGCGUGCCCAUAUGUAUAAUUAAAAGAAAAUUCGAAACGCAUCUACUUCAAAAUAAAUACACCUUCGAGUAUAUAUAAGCAAUGCGUUGUUGAAAGUUCGUUUUCAAAUACUCAGUCUUGCAACUUCACCUGGAAACCAGUUUAUGUGAAGGUUAACCUCGCUUGUGUGACAGAACUGCAAAAAUAAAAAAAAUAAUCA